Messenger RNA from Gastrolobium bilobum, 750 nucleotides. RefSeq lists its product as uncharacterized. NCBI's taxonomy places the organism in Eukaryota, Viridiplantae, Streptophyta, Magnoliopsida, Fabales, Fabaceae. The record is from RefSeq and is a predicted model, not a curated record. The transcript has a single exon. Bases 1 to 750 code for a protein of 249 amino acids.
AUGCCUUCAUAUGCCAAGUUCUUGAAGGAGAUCUUAUCUAAGAAGAGGAAGCUCAUAAAAGAUGAACAUGUUGUUCUAACAGAAGAGUGCAGCGCUAUCAUACAGAGGAAGAUACCUCCAAAAUUGAAGGAUCCAGGGAGUUUCAGCAUUUUAUGCACCAUUAGCAAGACAACUAUAGAGAAAGUCUUAUGCGAUCUUAGUGCCAGCAUCAAUGCGAUUCCACUAUCCCUGAUGAAGAAGUUGGGAAUUAAUGAAGUAAAGCCAACCAGGAUGAAUCUUCAACUGGCCGACCGCUCAACAAAGCAAGCACAUGGUAUUGUGGAAGACGUGCUCGUCAGGGUAGACAAAUUUCUAAUUCCUAUUGAUUUUGUUAUACUUGACAUUGGUAAAGAUGCCAGUUUUCCUAUAAUCUUCGGGAGACUAUUCUUAGCAACCUUGGGAGCGCUAAUGGAUGUACCUAAGGGUGAGUUGAUACUGCACGUGGAUGGAGAGCGAGCAACAUUCAAGGUGCUUACAAAUGAAUCUCCACUACCUACACAUCAACUUGAAGAUCAAGCCUAUUACAUUGCUGAAAAGAAGGUUGAGGAAAGGAACAAGAAAGAAGUCCAUCAGCAGUAUGAGGAACACAAGCCAAAGGUUAAGAUGGAAAAGCCCAAGAGCAAAGGAAAACACGUCAAGACUAAAUUUAGAGUUCAUGAGGCCACUCUUCCUUAUCCACAUGCGUACGAGUACCACCAUGGUAGGACAUAA